AUGUCAGGCUUGGAACGAGAAGCAAUUGGUGAGUGGACUGCUGUAGGUUCAUGCAAAUCUACUACGACUGGCGGGAAAGUGCCGAUUGUUGUCGUGUGUGAUGAAUGUGGAGAGGGAUUUUGUUUGAGACAUCGCCACGCAACUGAUCACAGAUGUCCGUCGAUAAAUGCAGCCUCCAAAGAGACAGCUGAGCGUCGUGCGAGGAUAGACGAGAUUUUAAAACAAAUUCGGAAUAAUGCGAGUAGAGGUGCUUCUAGUAGUACGGCAGUGACAUCCAAAAUCAAUAAUAAGCCAAAAAAAUCUAGUAAACUCGUUGAAUUGAUGAAAAUGAAAUCAAAGGCUACGGGAGACUCCUCAAUUCCACGUGAAUCACGACUUUACCUGAAUGUUAGUUUUCCUAAAGAUACGAAUGUUGCGACCAAGCCUAUGUUUUUUGAUAAGUCAUGGGUGAUCGGAAAGGUGCUUGAUAAAAUCGCUACUGCUGGUAAGAUUAGAAACGUGAAUAACAAAAUGGAUGUUAGUAAGAACGAGAGACUUAUUUUGGUUGAUCAAGAAACAAAUUCCGUUCUCAACAUGGAUGACAGACUGGGAGAUGCAAUUGAAAGUGGCGGGGAAGUGUUGUUAGAACGUGAAGGAACUGUUAAUCAGUGA
Molecule: messenger RNA, 651 nt
Organism: Paraglomus occultum
Lineage: Eukaryota; Fungi; Glomeromycota; Glomeromycetes; Paraglomerales; Paraglomeraceae
Source: the annotation of a GenBank genome assembly